Messenger RNA from Aureococcus anophagefferens, 2508 nucleotides. RefSeq lists its product as hypothetical. The record is from RefSeq and is a predicted model, not a curated record. The coding region runs from base 1 to 2508 and encodes 835 amino acids. Lineage: Eukaryota; Pelagophyceae; Pelagomonadales; Pelagomonadaceae. The transcript has 2 exons.
AUGGCGCGCGCGUGCGCAAUCGUUGCGCUGAUGCUGAUGCCGGCGGAGCCGCUGCAGCUCUCGUACCGCGCGGCGCCGCCGCGGGGCGCCUGCCGGUGGCCCGCCGCCCGCGCCGACGCCCGCGGCGUCGUCGUGUCGAGCAUGGCGACGGACGUCGUCGAGGACGCCGGGUCCGAGCAGGAGACGCAGGGCGACGACCUGCCCAAGGACGCCGCGGAGUGGGACACGCUCCUCUGCGCGCUCGAAGCGCGCGCGGCCGCGUACAAGGCGACGAACGGGGACCUGCGCGUGCCGACGCGGUUCUGCGUGCCCGAGGAGGACGGGACGGGCUUCCCCGAGAAGUGCCGGGGCCUCAAGCUCGGGCAGCGCGUCGCGAGCAUCCGGGCGACGGGCCGCUACGUCGCCGACGAGGGCCGGCGGCAGAAGCUCGACGCGCUGGGCUUCGAGUGGCGCCUCCGGCGGCCGUCGAGCGCGUCGUCGGCCGCGAACGAGCCGCUCGAGCCCUUCGAGGUGCUCAUGGAGGCGCUCGAGAGCUACAAGGAGCUCCACGACGGGAGCGUGUCCAUGAGCGCGAACUUCGUCGUGCCCCGCGUGGACCCCUGGCCGCCGGCCUGCCGGGGUCUGCCGCUGGGGUCGCGGCUCCAGACGAUCAAGGAGUCGGACGUGCCCUACUUCGACGCGGCGACGGUCGGCGAGGAGACGAUCGCGAAGCGCGUCGCGGAGCUCGCGCGCCUCGGCGUCAUGCGGAGGCCCGCGGAGCCCGAGGCGCCGGCGGCGGCGCCCAAGGUCGCGGGCGCGAAGUCGUCGACGACGCGGCGCUUCGAGAUCGUCUACGAGGCGCUGUCGGCCUACAAGGCCGAGAAGGGCCACGUGAACGUGCCCCAGACCUUCGUCGUGCCCAGUGAGGCGCCCUGGCCCGAGGACGCCUGGGAGAUGAAGCUCGGGAGCCGCGUGAACGCCAUCCGGUCCCACGGCACGUUCCUCAAGCGGCACCCGGAGCGGCGCCAGCGGCUGCUGGAUCUGGGCCUCCAGCUCAACGUCGAGGCGGAGCCCGAGCGGUCCGGGUCCAUCCUCGACGCCGUGCUGUUGAGCAACGGCGACGCCUGGGGCGCCGUCGAGGAGGUCGAGGAGGAGGACGUGGGCAAGCGCGUCGUGCCGCUGUCGUGCGACUUCCUCGACGAGACGCUCGUGCCCGCGGCGGACCUGGAGCGGUGCCUGCGCGACGGCUUCGCCUUCGACGAGUUCGACGGCGGCUACGACUUUGCGGACGUCGUCGACGCGCUCCGCGAGUACGCGGCGCGCUACGGCGACUUUUCCGUGCCUUUGGACUUCGUCGUGCCGGACGUCGCCGAGGCCGCGGAGGGCGAGGGCGACGCCGAGUCCGAGGAGGCGGAGAACCUGGACGCGGCCCUCGCGGCGUUCCUGUCGUCGUCGGCGAAGGACGCCAAGGGCGGCGAGGACGCGGCGGACGCGGACCUCGUCGGCGCGCUCGACGCGCCGUCGGCGGAGACGCUCGAGACCGUCGAGGCGCUGCUGCUGGCCGCGGGCGACGAGCCGAGCCUGGCGGACCUGGAGGCGUUGGAGGCCGAGGAGCGCUUCGGCGGCCUCGACGGCGGCGCGCCGUGGCCCGAGCGGUGCCGGGGUUUAGGCCUCGGCGCCGUCGUCGAGGCGCUCCGCGUCGGCGACGUCGCGGCCUGGGACGACCCGGCGCGGCGGGCGGCGCUCGACGGGCUGGGCUUCGACUGGGGCGACCGCGACGUCUACGUCGAGGGGCUCCAGUGGGACGCGUUCCUCGCGUGCCUCUUCAGCCACUCGAAGAUCAAGGGCACGGUGAACGUCGACUGGGACUUCGUCGUGCCCGACGAGGACCCCUGGCCCUUCCCCCUGCGGGCAUCGCCCCUCGGGCGCUGGGUCAACGAGGUCCGGGACCAGCAACGCACCUUCGACGCGCACUUUGGGGAGCGGAAGCGGUUCCUCGACCUCAUGGGCUUCCAGUGGCUGCCGCCCGUCUUCGAGGCGGGCGAGCCCGAGUACGACGACCGCCUGCCGCCGUGCCUCCGCCUGACCCUCGAGGAGCUGAACCCGUCGACGAAGCGGCGGCGGAAGGCCGCCGCGCCCAAGGCGAAGAAGCAGCCCUUGGCGAUGCCCGUCGAGGGCGAGGUCACGGACUACACCAAGUACACGGUCAAGCUCCUCAAGGACUUCCUCCGGGACCGGGGCCUCCCCGUGUCGGGCCGCCGCAAGGCCGACUACGUCGAGCGCCUCGACGCUGACGACGCGCGCAAGGCCGAGCUCAAGGCCGCCGCGCUCGCCGCGGACAAGGCCGCCGGCGGCGCGCCGGACGCGGACGACGACGACGACCUCGACGACGACGACGACGACGACGACGACGACGACGACGACGAUGACGACGACGUCCUCGACGAGGAGGACGAGCUCGACGUCGUCGGCUCCCUCAACGACGCGCUCUCCAGCGAGACCGACGGCAUCGACGUCGAGGCGUCCUAG